AUGCGUGGCAUUCCAGGAGUGAUGUAUGUCAGAGGUCGCACCCAGUCUGAUGUUCAGAGCUGGGUAGACACUGUUCAUGGCCUGCGAUACAAAGACUAUCAACUUGCAGCACCUGUCGAAAGCAUUGCGGGAGGUGAACAAGGAGGAAGCACGCUGGAAAUGGAGUCGCCACUGGGGAUACUUGAAGAAGUGGGCACUGUGAAGGAGAUCGCUACUUCUAUGGAAGCCAAAGGCAUCAUAAGUUGGUGGAGGUCGGCCAUGGGAUUCGCACGAGAAUGA
Molecule: messenger RNA, 279 nt
Organism: Exophiala bonariae
Lineage: Eukaryota; Fungi; Ascomycota; Eurotiomycetes; Chaetothyriales; Herpotrichiellaceae
Exons: 2
Coding region: 1-279 (92 amino acids)
Source: RefSeq, a predicted model, not a curated record